CUAUAAAUAUCACACUUCCCUCACCUUCACUUUUCCAUUCUGUAAUAGUUUCUCUAGAAGCUUCCUCAUAAAUCUUCAUCUGAAACCCUAGAUUUCCGCCAUGGCUGAACACAGUCGGAGCUUUCAAUUUCUUCUCUCUCUUGUGUUGUUUUCUUUUUUUGCAUGCUCCUCUUCGUUUGCUUAUCAGUUCGUCGCCGGAGGUAGAGAUGGUUGGGUGGUGAAACCGUCGGAGAAUUACAGCCAGUGGGCUCAGAGGAUGAGGUUUCAAGUCAACGACACCAUCUUGUUUAAGUACAGUAACGCGUCGGAUUUUGUGGCGGUGGUGAAUAAAGACGAUUACGACAACUGCAACGCCGUAAAUCCGUUGCUGAAACUCGCCGGCGGGAAUUCAGUCUUCAAGUUUGAUCGUUCCGGCCCGUUCUAUUUCAUCUCCGGCGACAAGGCCAGCUGCGAUCAGGGUCAGAAGUUGACUGUUGUUGUUUUAGCUGUCCGUAACCGCCUCACGCCGCCGGCCGAUUCUCCUUCACCCGCCGCGGCUCCGCCGACGGGAUCGCCGUCGCUUUCCCCGCCGUCUCCAUCUCCUUCCGGUGGAUCUCCUGCACCGGCGGCGAGCAACGGCUCAGGGGCGCCGUCUCCGGGGGGUGUUUCUUCGACGCCGGCGGAGAACAGUGCUCCCGGUACUGGUAGCCCUCCGCGGCGUAAUUUAGCAGCACCGUCGUGUGCGCCGUCGAUUGUCCUGGUGGCGGCGGUGUCGCUUGUUUUUCAAAGUAUUUUUUGAAUUAUUUUUGGGUAGGAAAUUAUUUUAGUUGGUGUUAUACUGUUGUCUUAUUAUUUCAUUUGUGAUUCAUUUGGAAUUUUAUGAGUGGGUGAAUAUAUUUCUAUUUUUCAAUAGUUAC
This is a messenger RNA of Erythranthe guttata (spotted monkey flower), 896 nucleotides long. Its product is annotated as early nodulin-like protein 14. Gene Ontology annotation, cellular component: plasma membrane. The record is from RefSeq and is a predicted model, not a curated record. Gene Ontology annotation, molecular function: electron transfer activity. NCBI's taxonomy places the organism in Eukaryota, Viridiplantae, Streptophyta, Magnoliopsida, Lamiales, Phrymaceae.